Molecule: messenger RNA, 507 nt
Organism: Fusarium verticillioides 7600
Lineage: Eukaryota; Fungi; Ascomycota; Sordariomycetes; Hypocreales; Nectriaceae
Exons: 4
Coding region: 1-507 (168 amino acids)
Source: RefSeq, a predicted model, not a curated record
AUGGCCGUCAUCACCAUCAGAGCGCUCGGCUUCUUCGGCGCAACCAUUGGCCCAGCGUCAUCAAUGCUACAGGUGGCAGAUCCUGAAGCCAGCGCUCAGUGCUCCCCAGAUCCUUUAACUAGCCGACCCUCUCGCCCGUACCAUCCGGCGAACACUCAUUCACUGUCAGCAGUUGAUCAGCGACAGGAUGCUGUGCCUUACACUGCUUUUAGCACUAUAAACGCCACACUUAAAUCAUUUUCGCCCUAUGGAGAACUGAAGAUGGCAUGUCUCCAGCUCAAAGACCUUCUGACCCAAGAGGGGGUGGGGCAUAGACACCCAUGCAACCCCAAAAAAUUCAUCAAGACGCAUAUCAGAUCCACGGUUGAGACCCCGCUGGCCGGAUCUCCCUCCGCUGCUCCCCCGGACUCUUCGAUGCUGGGCAGAGAAACAGGCUCAGGGAGUGCCUUGCAGAUGGGAUCAAUCGCCGAGUUGACAUUGGCUGUGGCCGCUGAGUCUCCUCUCUGA